Cariama cristata (Red-legged seriema) is the source of this 604-nucleotide messenger RNA. Its product is annotated as polyadenylate-binding protein-interacting protein 1-like. NCBI's taxonomy places the organism in Eukaryota, Metazoa, Chordata, Aves, Cariamiformes, Cariamidae. The annotation marks the transcript as partial. The record is from RefSeq and is a predicted model, not a curated record. The transcript has 4 exons. Gene Ontology annotation, biological process: regulation of translational initiation. Gene Ontology annotation, molecular function: translation activator activity; protein binding; RNA binding.
AUGGUCUCAGUCUUCCUCUUAUUGAAGAACUCCAGCCUAAAGGUUUGCCAAAAAAUAAACCCAACUCAACAGUAAUGCAAAGCAUUGUUUGUUGGUUAGCUUUUUUCAGGUAGGUAUCAGAACACAUGCAACAGACGGGAAUUCCAUCUGGAUCACAAGAUAACGUUUCAGUUCCUGAUUCUGGAGCCGAAAUGGAUGAACCUCAGGUGGCUGUGGCUCCUGCAGUAACAUCAAAGUUGUCUGUUAAAGCACCUGAGUUUUAUCCAUCAGGAUACAACCAGAACUUCAAUCAGAACUUCGCAGAUUCUUCCUUUGAAGAUAGAUACGAUGGCUAUCUGACUUUGGCAGAAUAUGUACAAGACUUCUUAAAUCACCUCACCGAGCAACCAGGUUGUUUUGAAACUGAAAUAGAGCAGUUUGCCGAAACACUGAAUGGCUGGGUCACUGCAGAUGAACCUUUACAAGAACUUGUUGAACUCAUCUAUCAGCAGGCCACAUCUGUCCCAAAUUUUUCCUACAUGGGAGCAAGGUUGUGUAACUAUCUAUCUCACCAUCUAACCAUUAGCCCACAAAGUGGGAACUUCCGUCAGUUGUUACUUCAAAG